Molecule: messenger RNA, 1282 nt
Organism: Effrenium voratum
Lineage: Eukaryota; Dinophyceae; Suessiales; Symbiodiniaceae
Source: the annotation of a GenBank genome assembly
UGUUUUCGCUGCAAGAGUCGGGCCCGCGGGCCCGCGAUAUUUCUCCGCCAUGUCGUGUAUCAACAGCGAGUACAGCAGCGCGGACAACGACCUCGACGGCUGCGAUGCAGAGGGCCUGAAGGAGGCCAUCAAGAAGGGUAACUCCGAGCUAGUGGGCAAGCUUCUGGAUAACAAGGCCGACCUGCAGCAUCGCUAUGUGAACGGCCUCACCCCGCUGCAUUUGGCGGUUGUGCACGAAAAGCUGGACGUGGUGCGUCUACUCCUGCGCCGCAAGGCAGACCCCUUGGCGGAGACCCAGGACGAAUGCCACUUGUCGCCCAUGCAGCUCGCGGAGGUCCAGGGGCAACAGGCAAUAUUGGACGUGCUCUCCAAAGAAGACGCGGUGGACCCUUGCCACAGGCGCCUUUUUGGACCCUUCUGCUUGGUGCUGCUGAUCGCCGUGAAUGCGAGUGUCUUCAGCUAUCUGAACUUAGACCCAGCGUUUCGAUCCAGCGAUGCCUGCUGUGGAGUGAUUGCUACCUUAGCGGGCUUGUGCCUGGCGGGACUCGCUUUGGCCAAUAGCCUGGACCCUGGCACUGUGCAUGCGGCUGACGUGAGCCACUUGGAGGACUUGCGACAUCAGCCCGGCGCAGAGAUGCGGCCAUCUCGGGACCCCACAGAGGAGGACAUGUUCUACUUGCUCCCUGAGAAGGGCGGCUCAGCGGAGCAGGUCCUGGAGGAGUCGACCUACCGCUGGUGUCGCAGCUGCAAGUUCUGGCGCCCUCCUGGAGUGUCCCACUGCUCAGAUUGCAGGCGAUGCUUCUGGCGCAUGGACCACCACUGUUGGGCCAUUGGCAACUGCGUGGCCAGACGGAACCAUCGCUUCUUCACUCUCAUGGUGGUUUGUGGCGCCACUGCGUGGAGCAUCAGUUUGAUCUCCACGAUCAUGGGGGUGAUCGAGGAGACGCCUGGGCGACUCGACGCUCUAGGCUGGAACACCGUCAUCGCAGUCGUCUACUUUGUAUGGUCCUUGCUGGGUCUCUCCUUCCUGGUGCCCUUUUCGUUGUUUCAUUUGUCGGCCUUGAUCUUCAAUGUCACCAGCAAGAACACCUGCGGGCAUCGCGCGCAGUCUCUGUUCCAGCGCCGCCUGCAGCGCGCCAGGGAAUAUGAGGAGCUGUGCUGCGGCCCAUUGGAGUUUCGGCAGUGUGACGCAGAAAUGCGGGAGGUGCAACUUGAGGUGGCUUGGGCGGCCUGAGCACGGAAAAGGGUGGAUGCACCAGCCAAAUCGUGGACCCAUCCCCCA